UGCACCACGUACGAAGGCGCUAUGCAGCCGUUCAACGCCGACCACAAGCCAUCGUUUUUUUCCGCUCAGUGCGAACUGCCCGUCACCAUUCACAGGGACCCCAACCCCGCGAACGCUCAUGGGCCAGGACUACUCAAAGGCCUCGGGAGCCAGUUGCCACAGGCACCAUGACGCUCUCUCCCAGCAUCUUCGUCGACUACACGCUCGUCAACCAGGAGCACGGAAUUGCGCUCAGCGAGAAGCACCACAAGGCAAAGGCGCCUGGCGUCCCGGACAUCUUGCACCGCAUCGGUGGCAUGCCAGCGCACGGCGAGAGGUACAGCAUCACCCCGAUGGACAUGGCGGCGAUCUUCAACGGCCUCGUUGCGCAUCACCCUGGGGACAAGCAUACGCAUAAGAUGGCGAUUCGCAAGGGAUGGAGGGACGUGUUCCAUGAGGAGUUGGCGAGGAGGAAGUUGGAGAAGGUUUAAG
Molecule: messenger RNA, 471 nt
Organism: Cyclocybe aegerita
Lineage: Eukaryota; Fungi; Basidiomycota; Agaricomycetes; Agaricales; Hemipholiotaceae
Source: the annotation of a GenBank genome assembly